Molecule: messenger RNA, 2033 nt
Organism: Felis catus (domestic cat)
Lineage: Eukaryota; Metazoa; Chordata; Mammalia; Carnivora; Felidae
Gene: NDFIP1
Product: Nedd4 family interacting protein 1
Exons: 8
Coding region: 199-864 (221 amino acids)
Biological process (GO): vacuolar transport; ubiquitin-dependent protein catabolic process; positive regulation of protein ubiquitination
Cellular component (GO): Golgi apparatus; perinuclear region of cytoplasm; endoplasmic reticulum
Molecular function (GO): WW domain binding
Source: RefSeq, a predicted model, not a curated record
CCCGCCUCCUCCCCAGGGGCCGCGUCGGAGCCUCAGCGGCGGCGCUCACAACCCGAGGAGAGCGGCUUGCCUGGAAGCGGCGGCGGCCAUCGAGACCCACCCGAGGCGCGACCCUCUCGGCCUCCGCGCUCCCAGGCCGCUGUGCCCGCGUCCCUUGAGCUCGCUUGCUCACCUUUCUUCUCUGCGGCCAGCUGCGCCAUGGCGUUGGCGUUGGCGGCGCUGGCGGCGGUGGAGCCGGCCUGCGGCAGCCGGUACCAGCAGUUGCAGAAUGAGGAAGAGCCUGGAGAGCCAGAACAGGCUGUAGGUGACGCUCCUCCACCUUACAGCAGCAUCUCUGCAGAGAGUGCAGCAUAUUUUGACUACAAAGAUGAGUCUGGAUUUCCAAAGCCUCCGUCUUACAAUGUGGCAACAACACUGCCCAGUUAUGAUGAAGCUGAGAGAACAAAGGCUGAGGCUACUAUCCCCUUGGUUCCUGGAAGAGAUGAAGACUUUGUGGGUCGGGAUGACUUUGAUGAUGCUGACCAGCUGAGGAUAGGAAAUGAUGGGAUUUUCAUGUUAACUUUUUUCAUGGCAUUCCUCUUUAACUGGAUUGGAUUUUUCCUGUCUUUUUGUCUGACCACCUCAGCUGCAGGAAGGUAUGGGGCCAUUUCAGGAUUUGGUCUCUCUCUAAUUAAGUGGAUCCUGAUUGUCAGGUUUUCCACCUAUUUCCCUGGAUAUUUUGAUGGUCAGUACUGGCUCUGGUGGGUGUUCCUGGUUUUAGGUUUUCUCCUGUUUCUCAGAGGAUUUAUCAAUUAUGCAAAAGUUCGGAAGAUGCCAGAAACGUUCUCAAAUCUCCCUAGGACCAGAGUUCUCUUUAUUUAUUAAAGAUGUUUUCUGGCAAAGGCCUUCCUGCGUUUAUGAAUUCUCUCUCAAGAAGCAAGAGAACACCUGCAGGAAGUGAAUCAAGAUGCAGAACACAGAGGAAUAAUCACCUGCUUUAAAAAAAUAAAGUACUGUUGAAAAAGAUCAUUUCUCUUUAUUUGUUCCUAGGUGUAAAAUUUUAAUAGUUAAUGCAAAAUUCCAUAAACUUUGAAUCAUUAGUGGUUAAUGUUUGAAAAAGCUCUCGCAAUCAAGUAUGUGAUGUAUUAAUAAUGCCUUAUCUAUUGUUUGUAGUUAUUUUAAAUAGCAUGAGCCUUGUCCCUGUAGUCAGUAGGGGGCAAUCUUGCUUUAUUCAUCCUCCAUCUCAAAAUGAACUUGGAAUUAAGUAUUUUAGUGUAAGAUAUGUAUAAUGCUGGCCAUUUUAAAAGGGAUUUUCUCAAAAGUUCAGAUUUUUGUUAUGACUGCAUUUCUACGCAUAAUCCAUACUUGCUGUUAAAAUUAAUCUAGAAAUUUAUUCAGUUGUACUGUGAACACCUGGAAGCAAAAUCAUAGUGCAAAAUGCAUUUAAGGUGUCGUCAGGAUUAAGUUAAGUUCUUAAUUGGUGAAUAAUAAGCAUUAAUUUUUUAUAGUCUGUAUUCUAAAUUUUGCAGUACCUUAUUGUUCUGUGUUAUGUACCUAAGAAAUUGUAAAGGUGUUGUCACUAUAAAAUAAAAAGGACAAUUGCAGCUUAAUUACUAAAAUACAGUUGAUACUUUAUUAUUAAGAGUCCUACUCUUUCUUUCUUUCUUUCUUUCUUUCUUUCUUUCUUUCUUUCUUUCUUUCUUUCUUUCUUUCUUUCUUUCUUUCUUUCUUUCUUUCUUUCUUUCUUUCUUUCUUUCUUUCUUUCUUUCUUUCUUUCUUUCUUUCUUUCUUUCUUUUUUGUCUCCUGAUGAUUAGGCCAGGGGCUGGAGUAGGGAGGGUAUUAGAUACUAAGGAGCAAAGAAAGAAUUAGUUUGGAACUUUUGAGAUGAUCCCUAACAUACUGUAGUACUACUUGCUUUUAUAAUGUGUUAGCAGAAACCGAUGAGUUAUAAAUGUAGAAUGAUGUGCUUUCUGCCAAGUGGUAAUUCACCUUGGUUUGCUAUGUUAAAACUGUAAAUACAACAGAACAUUAAUAAACGUCUCUUGUGUAGCAA